Botrytis deweyae is the source of this 2029-nucleotide messenger RNA. RefSeq lists its product as uncharacterized. The transcript is spliced from 3 exons. Bases 1 to 1965 code for a protein of 654 amino acids. NCBI's taxonomy places the organism in Eukaryota, Fungi, Ascomycota, Leotiomycetes, Helotiales, Sclerotiniaceae. The record is from RefSeq and is a predicted model, not a curated record.
AUGCUUGAUUUCUGCCUUGGUCUCUUUUGCCCGGGCCCCGGAAGAAGACAAAAAAGAGAAAGAUAUAUCAAUCCCGCAUCGCUCGCUUUAUCAAGACCUCGUCGUCGAUAUCCCCUUCCAACACCUGUCUAUCCUCUUCCUGCACCUACACUUCCUCCUCCGGAACAGAACUACGAACAACUUCGUCCCAUCAGUCCCAUAUACUAUCCAGAGCUGCAGUGGGAACUUGAACCCGAGCCUGAACUUCUUCACCCUCAGGUGUUUCAACGAGUUCCUUUUGACCCGGACUUGAGACGUAGAUUAGAGCCUGCAACUCAGCAAAUUCAUUUUGUGGAGCCAGAGCCGGAAGUGUAUUUACCUCUUCCUCGUCCCAGAUCACCGCCAAGACAACACAUACAUUUUGUCCAACAGCUUCCACCACCAUACAUUCCUUUGCCUCCACCUCCUCCUACGAUUCACAAUAUUCACGUAUUACCUCCUCCUGCCAUUCUUCUUCCACCGAGGAAACCUUCUCCACCACAAACCCAUAUCCACCUUCUUGGUCCUGCUCCUCCUCCUCAAAUUAAUACACCACCAGCUCAAACACUCGCUCUGGUUCCGCUCCCAAAAGCUAAAAGGAAAAUGAAUUUUCCCAACCAUCCUCAUCAACAUCCCCAUCCUCACCAUCACCUCAAUCACAAUCACAAUCACAACCACAACCAUCGACACCGCUCUCCUUCUUCCUCCCCUUCUCGUUCUCCUUCCCCACUCUCCCAUGCACACCACCCCCCUCAUAAUCACGCCAACAAUCAACAAAAUAACCCAAACAAUCUGAAUAACAUCCCUCUAGCGGAUCUCAUUCGCGAUGUUUUACAUCGCUAUUUGCAAAUAAAUUUGCCACCUGGAACAGCGAUUAGUAUAGCGAGAUUAAUGUCUAACAGUCGAAAUCCUAAUCCUAAUUUGAGCGUUCAAGCGAACGCUGGAACUAGUAGAAAUCGCUCGCGAAGUCGGUCACAAAGUAGGGGUCAUGGGAGAGGAAGAAGAGGCGGAAAUAAUAACAACGGGAAUGGAGCAGCGAAUGGGAAUGCAGUUGGUAGUGGCAGAAAGGGAAACGGAGGAACUAGACAAGCAAUUAUGAGUUCGGACUCGAGUUCGGAUUCGAGUGAUUCACCAACACAGAAGAGCAAAACUGCCUUGUUAGAAGAGAUUAGACGAGUCAAUAUGUGCGCCCAGGUUGCAAAUGGUAUCAUCAGACCAUCUAUGCUCAACGCUGAGGUUCACCCUAAACUAGACGCUAAAGGGAAACAUCCGAAAUAUUUUCAACGUCCUUUGAAAGUUAAGGACUUUUUGGCUAUGGAUACAAAAACCCUAGACGCCCUCCUCACCACCUACGAUCUCCCAGUAGGAACGAGUCACAGCUCUGCUGAUACAACAAUGCUUGCCAUUUUCGUGUCUCAUCUCCAAAAGACUAAAUCCCAUGGAACCAGGAAUUCCCCCUGCGACUGCAGAGUCUGCACGCCCAUUCGCGAAGAGCAAAAAGAGGAGAAGAGAAAAGUGCUUUUCGAAUAUCUCUGUGUGGGUGCUCUGCACGGUGGGUCGAGCGCUGGAAAUUUGUUAGCUCAGGCUCCUGUUCAAGGUCAUGGUCAAGCUCCAAACCAAGCACGAGCACAAGCACAAUCAGCUCGAGCAGGAGGCGCAUUACUAGCCGCGAAUGCAGGAGGUGGAAGUAGACAUGGAGGAGGUGGUGGUAAUCAUGCCGCAAACGCAAACGCGAACGCGAAUGUAAACGCAGCAGGUUAUCUCAUUGUGCCGCAACCGGGCCAUGCGAUACAAGUGCAGAAUGUGCAGGGAGCAGUGCCGAAUCGGUUGAAUAAUAAUAAUAUUGGGCUUGCGCAGCCGAGUCAGCAUGCGGGUCAUUCGCAUCACCAGUCACAGCAUUUGAGUGGUGGGAAUGGGAAUGGUGGAAUAUUGAGAACGCAUACUUGAGGUUGAGAUUCAAGAUUUCAAACUUUUAUUUAUAUUUUUUAUUUUUUAUUUUUAUUCAUUCUUG